CGGGGGGGGGGCGCAUCGCAUGCGCUCGCCCACAGUAAAGUAGGCAGUCGGCAAUGAGAGCACGAGAAACGCACCACCCAUUGAGGGAAAUAACAUUAUAUUCUUUAUGGACUCGGGCAUGACUCUAGUAUCACCCUAGUAAAGAUCAAGAGCGGUAACACACAUGGCAUCCUAUCUUCAGAUACCUGAUGAUGAGAAGGGAUAUGAGUUGGAUGUCUUCUGUGUCCCCAAACACUAUGAGGAAGAUUUGGAUCGGGUCAUCAUCCCUCAUGGCCUGAUUAUGGAUAGGACUGAGCGCCUGGCUCGUGAUAUAGUCCGUGACAUGGGGACACACCAUAUAGUAGCUUUGUGUGUUCUCAAAGGAGGAUAUAAAUUCUUUGCGGACCUGCUGGACUACAUCAAGGCCCUAAACCAGAACAGUGACAAGUCUGUCCCAUUGACAGUGGAUUUCAUUAGGCUAAAGAGCUAUUGUAUUCUUUCAAAUAUGGAUGCAGUUGAUGGCACUGUUGCUGUAAUUCAGAAUGACCAGUCUACAAACAGUGUGAAAGUAAUUGGAGGAGACGAGCUCUCUACGCUAACAGGAAAGAAUGUCUUGAUAGUUGAGGAUAUUGUAGAGACUGGAAAGACUAUGGAGACACUACUAUCACUGCUGAGUGAAUAUAAACCAAAGAUGGUCAAGGUUGUCAGCCUUCUAGUUAAGAGGACACCAAGGAGCUCAGGAUACAGACCAGACUACAUCGGGUUUGAGGUGCCUGAUUCAUUCCUGGUAGGAUAUGCCCUGGACUACAAUGAGUACUUCAGAGAUCUUAGUCACAUCUGUAUACUAACCGAGGGUGCAAAGGAGAAGUACAAAGUUUGAGCUGAACAGAAAAUGGAAAGGAAUAAACAGGAGUAGGACCACUGUGGUGGUCCUGAGCUUUUUGGGGGUCGGAACCUGAUUUAUUUUUUCUACUUAUGGGACCUAUAAUGUGAACAUUGUGAAAUUACUUUGCUACUUUAAGAUGCUUUUUGAAAACUUUCAGUAUAUUGAAUUCUUAUUUUUGUUCACCUGGAAGGAAUAGGAUGAGUUUUGUUUAAAUAGAGUACUCAAGUAAACACAGUUACAAGCUAUAGGUGUUUUAUUUAGAUGUAUUUUAUUAUAUUGGUGCCUCAGAGUCUCAUCGUAAUGUUUAGUAAUGCUGACAAAUUAUUUCAUCAUGUAACUUUGCUUGAACAAUCCACAGGGGUCACAAUCAACUCUGCACUUACAGUGAACACUGUAUGAGCCAUAUAUUAAUACUGAAUACUGCAUGUAUCGGACACAUUCACUGCAUGUAUCGGACACAUUCACUAAUGGAAAACGCUGCAAGAGAUCUGUCAAUGAAAAAAAAAUUGUCCAGAAGGUAAUCUUUCUCGAAAACAUUAUCUUCUAAAAUGUCCAGUUUAAAGUGUAUCUAAAAAAACUGAACACACAGUGAAUCUUUAUUUGAAGGGUACUGCUUGAAAUUUGAUGUGGCAAACCGAACAUUUACCAGCAUAUUUUCAGGAACUAGUUUAGACUUGCAGACCAAAGUGUUUCGCAGCUCCCAAAACAAAUACAUACAUGCACAUUUUUAUUAUUUUUACUCAGUACAAAAGAGAUGUGUAGAUUAUUUUACCACCUCUGAAAUGAGAAAUUUCUAAUACAAAUACACAAAUCUGUAGUAAUGUUAGUAAAUAAAUCUUUGGUUGCGUUUUCCAUGACAUACUGUUACGGCUGUAAUGGACAAAUUAACUUAUGCCAUAUCCAUAAAUUCAGACCUGGAAUGUACUGUAAGCUUUUAUUUAUUAUGGAAAUGUACCAUUUUCUUUUUUUGACCAAGGACCCCUGACUGCAAUAUUAAAUAUAAAAUGUUGCUCAUC
Esox lucius (northern pike) is the source of this 1881-nucleotide messenger RNA. It is a transcript of the gene hprt1l, whose product is annotated as hypoxanthine phosphoribosyltransferase 1, like. Gene Ontology annotation, molecular function: hypoxanthine phosphoribosyltransferase activity; magnesium ion binding. The transcript has 10 exons. Gene Ontology annotation, biological process: guanine salvage; purine ribonucleoside salvage; hypoxanthine metabolic process. The record is from RefSeq and is a predicted model, not a curated record. Lineage: Eukaryota; Metazoa; Chordata; Actinopteri; Esociformes; Esocidae. The coding region runs from base 164 to 859 and encodes 231 amino acids.